Messenger RNA from Aspergillus steynii IBT 23096, 1284 nucleotides. Its product is annotated as putative salicylate hydroxylase. The record is from RefSeq and is a predicted model, not a curated record. Gene Ontology annotation, biological process: secondary metabolite biosynthetic process. Lineage: Eukaryota; Fungi; Ascomycota; Eurotiomycetes; Eurotiales; Aspergillaceae. The transcript has 2 exons. Gene Ontology annotation, molecular function: FAD binding. Bases 1 to 1284 code for a protein of 427 amino acids.
AUGGAAUCGAUCGACCCCCCAAAGCGACAAUUCAGCGUGACCAUUAUCGGGGCUGGAGUGGGUGGGCUAACCUUGACGUUAGGCCUCCUCCGGCACAAUAUUUCCGUCACGAUCUAUGAGGCAGCCCCGAGUUUCAAACGGACCGGCUUUGGGCUUUCGAUGAGCCCUGCUGCUCACCGUGCCCUUUCAUUGAUCGACCCAAGCAUCAGAAAGGCCUAUGAUGCCCUAGUGACCACACACGCUGAUAGCCCGGGCUAUGAGCAUUUCUGCCAGACGUGGUUUGAGCUCGUCUGGACUACCGCGGAUAUGCGCGGGAAAGUUCUCACCAACCUCCGAGCGAAAAGCCUGGGACAGACAUCAGUGUAUUGUGGCGACUUCCUCGACGCCUUGAUUGAUUGCAUGCCUCGGGGAAAGGUACAAUGGGGCAAGAACCUGAUCCACAUGGAAGAGAUGGCCCAGGGGACCAAGUUACACUUUGAAGAUGGCUCCUCGACCAUGGCUGAUGUCGUGAUCGGUUGCGACGGCAUCCACUCACGGGUUAGGCAGUGUAUGCUGCCAGGAGAGCAGAUUCAGCCGCGUUAUGCGGGCAUGUACGCAUACCGGGCGGUUCUGGACAUGGCCACGAUGGUUGAAGCUGUAGGCGAGCGCCGCGCUCGUGUUGCAACCAUGUACAUGGGAAAGGGUGGCUAUGUGGUUACCUACCCGAUCAUGCAUGCGAAACAAGUGAACGUGGGAUUCUUCAGGGAGAGUGAUAGCUGGAAUCAUCAUACGUGGGCUCAUCCAACCAGCAAGGAAGAAAUGGAACAGGAUUUUGGUCAUAUGGGGGAUGCCGUCCGGUCAAUCAUGAAGCAUAUUAUCAACCCAGUUCAAUGGGCUGUGUUUGAUAAUCCCCCAAUCUCGACAUAUGCUCGGGAUAACAUGGCGAUUUUAGGCGAUGCUGCUCAUGCUUCGACGCCUCAUCAAGGUGCCGGUGCGGGCCAGGCGAUUGAGGAUGUUCACAUUCUCACAGAACUUAUGGGUGAUCAGCACGUUCUCCAGCGAGAACAUGUGAAAUCUGCGUUCCAUGCCUAUGACACGGUGAGGAGGCCAAGGAGUCAAUGGGUGGUAAGAACGAGCAGAGAUAUGGGACAACUACUCAGUCUGAGCCUGGAUACAGUUACCGGGGAAGAAGACCUCAAGAAGCUAUUGAGCAGGAGGAUGGCAUUGCUAUGGGACCUUGAUGUUACGGGCCAGGCUGAGAUAGCACGACAGUUUAUGCUUUAUCAUCUUCGAUUGACUGUGUGA